Trichomycterus rosablanca is the source of this 846-nucleotide messenger RNA. RefSeq lists its product as uncharacterized. NCBI's taxonomy places the organism in Eukaryota, Metazoa, Chordata, Actinopteri, Siluriformes, Trichomycteridae. The coding region runs from base 1 to 828 and encodes 275 amino acids. The record is from RefSeq and is a predicted model, not a curated record. The transcript has 10 exons.
AUGGCGUGCGCUGCCGGCUUGAUUGCUAUAGGCUCGGCCGUCUACUGGGCGUACUGCCGCCUCCGGAGAAGAACCGAUCCGCCAACUGAGCUCCCUCAGCCGGACUCACAUGGUAAACAAAGCCCGCUUUGUGGUGGCCGUGAACUGAAUAGCACCUGCCAAAUAAUUCAGUUCCUUUCUUAUGAAUCCCGCCACUCUCAGUCAGAGUCAGAGGAGAUCAGGAGAUACUUUGUAUCUAUGACUAAAGGGUCAGAGAUUCAGCAGUGGUGGUUUACCAUCACAGAGACCUGCCACUUGAAUCAUCUUGGAUUCCCUUACUACACCUCAAGUGAGGAUUCCUUUACCGGCAUUCAGAGCGUUUCUGGGAGGAUGAUGGAAGUUUUAUCCUGUUGCCGCCUAGAUACUUUUGUCAACGUCCCGCUGGAGGACUGUGUGCAAACCUUCUACGAGGUGACCAGAGAUUACUGGCGCAUGCGGGCUGAGGGUCAUGAAGAUGCUGCCCAUUGGGUGAAGACAUCCACCUUUAAUACAUCAGGCAGUGAUUCUGAGACCUUAUCUGAGUCAGACUCUGAGGAAAGUGAGGAAAGUCACUCUGUUGAGGAGAGUAAGCUGCCCUUUAUCAGCUGCCACCUUGCAGACUGUGACAUUGCAGAUGUCGCCCUCAAGCUGCCUGCUCUGCGUGAGGUCUUCUCUAUUGAAAGAGGAUUCCUGGACAAAAUCGUCAACUGGGAUGUUGAGAGCUGGGAACCUGCAGCAAAGCAGUGUUUCAUGGUUCUUAUUGUUCAUCAGAUCAGAGAAUUAAACAGCUCUUGUUUUAUUCUUGUUUAAUUAACGCUUCACUACCAC